This is a messenger RNA of Protopterus annectens (West African lungfish), 2359 nucleotides long. RefSeq names its product sialomucin core protein 24-like. Lineage: Eukaryota; Metazoa; Chordata; Ceratodontiformes; Protopteridae. Gene Ontology annotation, cellular component: cytoplasmic vesicle. The record is from RefSeq and is a predicted model, not a curated record. The coding region runs from base 1 to 417 and encodes 138 amino acids. The transcript has 5 exons.
AUGCGCUACACAGGAAGUAGAGCAGCUAAUGAAACGUACAGCUGUCUUAAUGCGACUGCUGACCUUGGCAACUGUUCUUUAAUCAAUGAAACUACUCAGUGUACAGUUCCUACGAGUUCUCCUGUUCCCAGUGCAAAUGCUACUUCACCUAUUAUAAUUCCAACCUCUGCAAAUUCAACUGCUGCAGGUCAGAAUGCAAGUACCACAGCAGUUGCUACAACAUCAGUGCAAACAGCUUCUGCUUCAACAGGUACACCGGUUACUACAAUGUCUCCAACUACUGCUCCUCACAAGAAAGCAACCUUUGAUGCAGCCAGUUUCAUUGGUGGGAUAGUUCUGGUUCUCGGACUCCAGGCUGUUAUCUUCUUUCUCUACAAGUUCUGCAAGUCCAAGGAUAGAAAUUACCAUACUCUAUAAAAAAAAAAAAAAAUAAAAAGGGAAAAAAUGUCAUAGGCCCUUUGCAAUUGCUGAAGGCAGUUAUUUGUUGCUGGAUUAAUGUUAAUGUUACCAUUUAUGGAGAUAUCACUUGUCAGAGUUGGUGUUUAAGUAAAUUUUGUUUCCUACUGUGGUUGUCCGUGCAGCAUAUCUUGUGACAGAGCUAGAUUGAAGGAUCUUUGCCAAAACCUGUGCUGCCUGUUUCGUUAUUUCAGACUGUGACUUCAUGUAAAAACUUAAUUUUUGCUUUUACCACCAUGGAACGGGUUCUUUUGUUUUUCUUUCCUGUACCUAAAAUGCCAAAUGUGUGUGCAUUUCUCUGCCUUGUUCAAAUACCAUUUGAUUUUUUGAAUUUAAUUAUUUUCAAUUUUGCCUCAAGUCGUAGAGGUAGCAUUCAUGCUUAUGUUCCAUAAUGUUAAUGGGAUUGGCUGUUAUGCAUUACAAAGGAAUCCAAGCAUUCUACUAAUAUAUGACCCAUACUGUUUAUUUCCAUUUAUUAGUGUAAAUCCAGAUAUAGUUUCCAUUCAUCCACUGGCGUGCUAUAAACAUCUUAUCCCUCCUUUGGUAAAUUCAUCUGUUCCCAUUGCCAACUCAUGCAUUUAUGUAAAAAUGACCAUCAUGCCCAGCACAGAUGUUUUUCCUUUUAAAAGGGAGUAGUAGUAGCUGCUUACCAUAUCUAAUAUCCCAUAUACUACACUGGUUGCUGAAAUGCAACCAGGAUAUCCCUCAUUUUGUAGUAAUAGAGUUGAUGAGCACCGAGAAAAUAGACUUGAUUUUUUUAACUAGAAAAGAAGAUGACAGAAAAUUUUGAGCUAGACCUUUCUUUCGGUCUUAACACCUAGAUAAAAAGUUAACUUAAGUGUACAAUUAAUUGUUUGGUCACUGAGAGAAAUAGUGUGUCCCUUAACUGUGUAGUAGUAAAAAAAAAAAAAAAGUACAGAAUAACAAGUGAGAGCAUAUAGAAAUGUAUUUGACUAAGGAGGAGCACAAAUUUAUUUGAGUAGUAGUUUUACUCUCUGUAUUGUUGACGGUGGUUAACUGUUAAAAAUGGGACUUUUUCAUUUUGUAUGACCCAGAUUCUUGAGUUCAUCUUCUAGGAAAUGUGUUUACAGCUGAGGCACCAUUAUUUUUGAAGGAAAAACUCUUACUGAAGUAGUAAUAUUGCCAUUUCUCAAAGGUUGUAACACAUUAGCUGGACAGUGUAUUUUAUUGGUGCUGGUAUUUUUUAAUAUAUCUGUACAUUUUACACCAUGUUUGGUAGAUUAUUAUCAUUGAAGAUGUUUGAACUUGAUUUUAUUGAGGAUGUUUGUUUUGUAGUACAUGGGCAGCAGAAACCACUUGGUUCUUAAUUUACUUCUGUCCUUGCAUGCCUCAGUGUGCUUUGCCACAUUUUUGCCAGAGCUGUAUUUUGCGCUUGUAUAGUAAACAAAAAAAAAAUGUUAAUCCAAGAAUGUAAAAGAUGGCUUUAUGCGUCAGCUGUUUUUGAAAAUACGAUGUGUAGCAAAAGCCUUCUGUCUUUUGAUGCUGCCCUUGCUGUUACCAAAUCAUUGUAUUUAUUUUAACAAGUGUACAUAUUUCAGGUCUGUAAAACAAAAGCUUUCAUUUUAUUGCACAGUUUCCCAUUUCUUUGUAUGUUGCAGACUAAUGGAAGCAGACUCCAUUGGUAGUUUGUGCAGAGGACUAAGGCUGUGUGAGAUCUUAGCAAGCAUGUCACUUAACUAGACAAUGCUCUGGGGCAGUUGGGAAGUUGGCUAGGCUCAUCAGUGAUGGAUCACUUGCCUAGUUUAACCAGCAGUGCACCUAUGACAGCAUUGGUCCAUUACUCCAGUUAAGAUGUAAAUUAAAAUCAAAAUUAAUGCUUUUAUUGUUCUUGCAUUAUCUGCAAAUUGUCAUUGGUGCACAUAAAUCUUUUAUUUAUAUUGAA